Messenger RNA from Eimeria tenella, 2508 nucleotides. RefSeq lists its product as uncharacterized. The coding region runs from base 1 to 2508 and encodes 835 amino acids. The transcript is spliced from 2 exons. The record is from RefSeq and is a predicted model, not a curated record. NCBI's taxonomy places the organism in Eukaryota, Apicomplexa, Conoidasida, Eucoccidiorida, Eimeriidae.
AUGAAGACGCUCCUGAACGCAGCAGCAGCAGCUGCUGCUGCUGCGCUGCUGCUGCUGGCUUCCCCCGCGCCUGCUGCUGCUGCUGCAGCACCAGACUGCCCCCUCUGCCAGCUGCGUAGGCUCGAUGGUGCUCGCCCGCAUCCUGCCCAUGGCGCUGCGAACGAGCAGCUGCGGCUGCUGCAGCAGCAGCAGCAGCAGCAGCAGCAGGUGUUGCAGCAGCUGCAGCACCAGGGAACCACAAACCCAAAUGCUCUAAGCAGGAAUUUGCAGCAGCAGCAGCAGCCGCAGCAGCAAGCUGCUCCAAAGGCUAUGACUCUAGCGGACUUUCAGAUGAUGCAAAGGGAAAAGCAGCAGCAGCGCCUGCAGCAGCAGCAGCAGCAGCAACAGCAGCAGCAGAGGCCCAAGGCCAUAACUUUAGCAGACUUUCACAAGAUGCAGCAGGAGAGGCAGGCCCAGAAGCAACUGCAGCAACAGCAGCAGCAGCAGCAACAGCAGCAGCAGCAGCAACAGCAACAGCCAGAACGACCGGUUAAAACGAUGACCCUUCAGGAGUUCCAGAAGCAGCAUAGGCUAAGAGGACCACACAAUCAGCAGCAGCAGCAGCAGCAUCAGCACCACCAUCUGCCCAUGCCGCCUCACCAGUUUGCACCGCAGCAACAGCAGUAUCCGCAGCAGCAGCAGCAGCAGCCACCGAUGCUGCCGCCGCAGUACCCGCAGUAUCAGCCGCAGAAUAACUAUCCGCCGCAGCACCUGCCGCAGCAGCAAUUCCCUCAGCACCUGCCGCAGCAGCAAUUCCCUCAGCACCCGCAGCAGCAGCAGCAAUAUCAGCCUUACCCCUACCAGCAGCAGCCGCAGCAGCACCCGCAGAACCCGCUGCAGCAGCAGCAGUACCAGCCAUAUCCCCAGCAGCAGCAGCAGCAGCAGCGUCCGCAGCUCCCACACCAGCAGCCGAACUACUUCCAGGGCCCACAGCAGCAGCAGCAGCAGGAGAACUACCCGCAGGGCCCACAGCAGCAGCAACAGCAGCCGAACUACCCGCAGGGCCCACAGCAGCAGCAGCAGCAGCAGCAGCAGCCGAACUACCCGCAGGGCCCACAGCAGCAGCAGCAGCAGCCGAACUACCCGCAGGGCCCACAGCAGCAGCAACAGCAGCCGAACUACCCGCAGGGCUCACAGCAGCAGCAGCAGUACUACCAGGGACAGCAGCAACAGCCGGCUUUCCCGAUUCCGCAGCAGCAGUUUCCCCAGCAGCAGUUCCCACAGCAGUGGCGUCCGCAGCCGCAGCCAGGGCAACAGCAGCAGGAGCAACAGCAGCCCCCGCAGCAGCAGCCGCAACAGCAGCAGCAGCCACAGCAGCAGCAGCCGGGAAAGCAGGAGGAAGUGCUCCCGCUGCUGAACUUGCCCUCUUGGCUGCCCAGCUGGCUGCACCCCUCCAGCAGCAGCAGCAGCAGCAGCAGCAGCACAACCACAACCACAACCACAACCACCACCACCACCACCACCACCACUUCGAAGCCCCCAGCCAAGCCCCUCCUGAGUUUGAGUGUACCGACACUCCAGGACCUUUUCCUCUCCGUCAAGGGGCAGCAAACAACAACAACAACAACCCCACCCCAACCGCCUUCCCCCUCCUCUCCGCCGCCCCCAGCAGCAAGCAGCAGCAGCAGCAGCAGCAGCACCAGCGGCAGCGGCAGCGGCGGCAGCAGCAGCAGCAGCGGCCGCGGGCCUCUAGCGAACAUCUUCGGCAACCUUCCAACCCCUGCUUGGCUGCCGCUGCCCAGGAGCUCAGAUGCAGCAGCAGAACCAGCAGCAGCAGCAGAAGCAGCAGAAGCAGCGGAAGCAGCAGCAGCAGAAGCAGAGGUAGCAGAGGAAGAUGACGCAGCCGUGACGCUGCGACAGGCAGAAGCAGCAGAGCCGCAGCCGCAGCAGCAAGAGGAGCAGCAGCAGCAAGAGGCGCUGCAGCAGCAACUUGAAGCACACCACUACAGAGACUUGCUGCAGCAAAAGCCCAGCCCCAUUACAGGCAUUAGCGACCUCAUUGAAUCUAUUCCGCAGCAGCAGCAGCUAGAGCAGCAGCUAGAGCAGCAGAUGCCAGAGGAGCAGCAGCAGCAGGAGGCGUCGCAGCAGCCAGAGCAACAGCAGCCAGAGCAGCAGCAGCAGGAGGCGUCGCAGCAGCCAGAGCAACAGCAGCCAGAGCAGCAGCAACAGGAGCAAGAGGGGCAGCAACAGCAACAGCAGCCUGAGCAACAAAACGAGGCCGCGCAGCAACUGGAGGAGCAGCAGCAGCAGCAAGCCAGUGCAGCGGCUGCUGCUGCAGCGGAUACAGCCGCAGCAGAGGCACCUGCUGCAGCAGAGGCAGCAGGAGAGCCUGCCGCAGCUGAAGCAGCUGCAGCGGAGCCCGCUGCAGCAGCUGUAGCAGAGCCCGCUGCAGCAGAGGCAGCUGCAGAGCCCACUGCAGCGGAACCAGCUGCUGCAGAGGCUGCUGCGGCUGAGGCUGCUGAGCAGUAA